Molecule: messenger RNA, 2704 nt
Organism: Pongo pygmaeus (Bornean orangutan)
Lineage: Eukaryota; Metazoa; Chordata; Mammalia; Primates; Hominidae
Product: calcitonin gene-related peptide 2-like
Exons: 5
Coding region: 1634-1972 (112 amino acids)
Biological process (GO): regulation of cytosolic calcium ion concentration; adenylate cyclase-activating G protein-coupled receptor signaling pathway
Cellular component (GO): extracellular region
Molecular function (GO): calcitonin receptor binding; hormone activity
Source: RefSeq, a predicted model, not a curated record
UAUUGUAGGAUUUUACUUAUAUGAGGCACCCAGAAUAGGCAAACUCAUACAGACAGAAAGUAUAAUAGAAGUUACCAGGGGCUGAUAGAAAGAAUAGUGGGGAUUAUUGUCAAAUACAGUUUCCAUUUGGGAUGACGAACAAAUUCUGGAAAUGGAUAAUGAUGAUGAUUUGCACAACAUUGGGAAUAUAAUUAUUGCCACUGAACUGUAUGAUUAAAAGUGUUAAAAUGGUGUUAAAAGGAUUCUGUUCCUGCUUACAAUUUCGAAAGCAGCAGAAGCAUAUCACUCCUACCCUAAGAAUGAGAAAAACCUGAAUAAUCUAUAAAAUCAUAAUUUUUUGGACCCACCAGAAAGCUGAAGUCACAAGGCAAACUGAGUCACAAAAUAUACUGAUUCAAAAGGGUAACAAGCUCCUCCAAGAAGAAAUGGAUCACAUGAAUUGCUUCAACUUUGGAAGAAGAGGUGGCACUUGUAAAAGCUGGUAAGCAGGACUGGAUUUGAGCGAAUGCGUGUGUGGGCAUCAUCCAAUUGGUUGAGAGAUUGAUAGAACAAAAAGAUUGGAGAAGGUUGGAUUCCUAGCCCUGUCAGAUCCUAUUUCAAGUUUAGAUAUGUUCUUUGUCCUGGAUGUUUUUGCACUCGUUUUUAUCAUUAAAGACAUUACGUUAAAAUAUUACUCUGGAUUCCUGAGAUUUUUGGCACCCCUUUACAUUUUGCAAUGGAAACAAGUGCCUCUCUCAUCUCACCCCAGUUCGGGCCUUGCAGGGCACCUUUAUAGAGAAACUGAUUUUGUUCACCAAAUAAAACGAAGCUAGUCUUUGCCCCAGCAGUUUUGCUUUCCCAGGUAAGGAGAGAUCAGAUAUAAAAUGUAGACGUGCUCUGGAUUUAUUCUUGGUUGAGGAUUGCACCAGGCAGCAGCAACAAAACGAUUUUGAUUUGCUGAGUCCGAAUCUAAUUGAUCCACACAGGUUUCCCUAUUGCUCGCUAUGCUUAGGUCUGGCGUGGCCCACUGGUUUCUGACAGGGUGGCUUUUAUUUUGGAAGUCUGAGGACGCACUGGACGGUCGCCACAUGGGGAUUUCUGGUUGAGCAGUUUUCAGAAAAUGAAAUCAGUUCCUUCGCACUUUUCCUGGGAGCAUUUGCUGAGCGCUAGAAAAGUUCGCCUUUCUAGGCCCAGAUCGCAUAAGGGGCAAGCAAAGCGUCAAAACAGCGCCCCCUGUCGGCGGCGAAGUCAUGGCGGCCCGCGGACCGGCGGACCCCUGGGCGUACCCGCUGUCCGGAUGCACAGGCCCAGGGGCCCCACGACCGCGGGUGUCGGGACCGUGGGCUCCACUCAGGAGCCCACCGAAUCCUUCGGCCUUACCAGGCGGGGGGUCUUCUUCCCAGUCCGCGGAAGCCAGGUCCGGGAGACGGCGGGGCUCGCUGUGCCUCCGGACCUACACUCUGCUCCGGGGCCCGAUCUCUGCAAAGCGUCCACUUUGGAAAGAAGUUUCACUUGCAGGGAAGGCGUGUGUACACAAUGAUGGUCUGUGUGUCCGGGAUGUGAAUGCCAACCAAGACUGCGUCCGUUGGUGGAGUGUGCGCGGGUCCUCCGUGAGGGUGCUUCUGGCAGUCACAGUUCACGAGUUAGCGAGAAGAUGGCUGGGAGGCGGCGAGCCCCCGCCCCCGGGGCGCGCAUUUCGAACUCCAUAGAGCAAACAAAGGCUCCCAGAAGUUCUCCCGCUUGCUGGCUCUCAGUUUUGGUCCUGUGCCAGGAAGGCAGCCUCCAGGCAGCGCCACUCAGGUCUGCCCUGGAGAGCAGUCCAGACCCGGCCACACUCAGUGAGGUGGAAGUGCGCCUCCUGCUGGCUGCACUGGUGCAGGACUAUGUGCAGAUGAAGGCCAGUGAGCUGGAGCAGGAGCAGGAGCAGGAGACAGCUCCAGAGUCCUGGGGCUGUCUAAGGAACUACGGUGGGAUAGAGAGUGUUAUGGGUUGAAUUUUGUCCCCCUCAAAAAGGUACCAUUGUCUUCUAAAAGAACAGCUGAGGAGUUCAACAUGAAGGAGGAAGGAUAUGUCAUUCUUUGCAGUGACACAAUCAGAAAAGGUACUGCUCCCCCACCUAAAUAUGAGGGAUAAAUGAUUUUCAGAAGAGACAGGAGAAGAAGGGACAAAUGUCCUGGUCCUUGUCUCCUUGUCAACAAAAGAUGUACUGGUAUCCUUUGAAAGGGGACAGAGAGGAUGCCAGCUGAACUGGGAGCACUAAGUUCUCUGCUUUGUGAAAAUGCAUCUGCAAUGAACUCCUGGUCUUUGUCUGGAGGCCCAUCUUUCUGCAAGUUGUCAGCAGAAGCUUUGCAAUGUGGCUACUUGGUGAGUUCACAUACAGCCCAACCCAUAAUUCUGAUGGAGCCUGAAAAUCAGACCUGAAAAGUUCUCCUCAGAGGAUGCCUCUGAAGUGAGAGGCAUGAAAAAAGAGGUUAACCUUCAGGUAGGUCCAGCCAAUAUUUUAACAAAUAUUCAAUAAAUAAUUUGGUUGGAAGGUAAAUCAAUUGAAUAUGCAUAGAGAAAUGUAUUAUGUCAAGUAGUACGUACAAUAAAUACAUAAAAUGCAUUUGUUUAGAGGGGUUAUAAAAUUAUAAUUAUAUGGCGAUACAUGUUUGGAAAUAUUCUGUAUUAGUAGAAAUAGAAUGAACCAAGUAAGUACUUUUAUUAAAAUAUAUGAGGAGCAGGU